GGCAUAGGUGAAAAAGGGAGAAUCUGCUAGGCCUUAGCAUCUUGCACUUAUAGCCUUACCUGGACUGAACAAUCGCCACGAACUAAUAGAUCAACGCUGAUGAUCUCCUCAGACUAUAUCCACCACUCACUGGAUUCAUGAGGGGUCAAUGACAAGCUAUAUCUAAGACUCUCUUACUCGAUUAUUGAUCACAGUCUUACACCACCACUAAUUUGCUUUCAGCAAUACCAUACCACUAGUGAGCAUGAAUCUUCAACACUCGACACUAGUCUUCGGACCACAAACGAAUUCCUUUGACGCGGCCCAUCUCUCCACCGUGAGAAACUCUUUGAUUUCUAACAAACGCCUAAAGCCAUUCCACAAAGCCGUUACGGAGCUUUCCGACUUCUUGCCAACACUACUCGCGCAUGAUUCUUCUCUACAGAAACUACCUGCGGUAGAAUACUGCACCUUCCUAACACAAUGGCUGGAAACCGGUGCAUUACCACCAGGGCCAAUGAAUCGGGAUUUGCCGAACAUGGUUUGCACGCCCCUCACAGUCAUCAUUCACGUUGUGCAGUUUUUCAACUAUCUCGAGACCCACUAUGAGCCUGUUCACGCAUAUGAUAAUCUCCUUGCAUCUGCGACUCCGAUUGGGGCCCAGGGGUUCUGUACUGGGUUUUUGACCGCAGCCGCUGUGACAUGUGCUUCGGAUGAGGACACUUUAGUCAAACUGUGCUCAAAUGCAUUGCGACUUGCUCUUUGCAUAGGCGCUUAUGUUGAUCUAGAUCAGUCCAACGCGGGAGGGAACUGGACAACGGCUAUUAUGGUGUCUUGGAGUGAGAGGAAUAAACCUGUUUGCGAUGUUCACGAGUUCUUGAAGGAUUUUCCAGAAGCUUAUGUUUCUGUUAUCUCUGACAGAACCAAAAUCACGAUAACACUUCCCCAGAAACUUUGUGAUUCCAUAUCAAAAGCUUUGCUAGAUCAAGGCUAUAGUGUGAUACCAUUGGCUGUCUUUGGUCGUUUCCAUUCAUCUGUUCAGACACAUGUCUGUCAGAAACUUAUGCAACUAUGUGCAUCAACAGAAUCUUUACAACUUCCCCAGGCAGAAAGUCUUCGGACCGCGUUGAGAGCGGGUGAGGAUGGACAAGAGAUACUUGAAGGAUCGCUUCAUGAGAUAGCACUUGUUUCGCUGCUUUCGAGACAAUCGAAAUGGUAUGCGACCAUCUCAAACACAGUUGCUCAAUUGGAUGCAAGUCAAAAGAGACACGUACUUCAAGUAGGGUUUGUCGACUGCAUUCCAAGCCGGCUUGUUCGUGAAUUUGAUCUCAAAGUCGUGAAACUUAGCAAGUUCCUUCCUGAUCACGGAUCCCAGACUGUUCCUACUUCUGUACAGAAAGAUAUUUUGCCAUCUCAUCUACCGAAAGAACAUGUCUAUCCCAAACACUCAAUUGCAGUGGUUGGGUACUCAUGCAAAUUUCCUGGAGCAAAUUCGCCCGAAGAAUUUUGGGAUAUCUUGACUGAAGGCAAGUCAUUACUUCGAACGAUACCAGAGGGUAGAUUCCCUGUCGGAGGUCUGAGAAGAUCUUCGAAACAGCCAUUCUAUGGCAAUUUCGUUGAUGAUAUUGAUGCAUUUGAUCACAAAUUUUUCCAAAAAUCUCCUCGAGAGGCGGCGUCGAUGGAUCCACAGCAGAGGUUCUUGCUUGAAUGUUCCUACAAUGCUCUCUUAUCUAGUGGAUAUUUUGGCCGGCAAUUAAUUUCUGGAGACAAAGGAGGCAACGAACAAAAUGAUGUUGGGUGUUUCUUCGGAGUUUGCGGUUCUGACUACAACGAUAAUAUUGCUUCACAUCCGCCAAAUGCCUUCUCAUCUUUAGGUAGCUUACGAGCAUUUCUCAGUGGAAAAGUCAGUCAUUUCUUUGGUUUCACAGGGCCUUCAGUGAUCUACGACACGGCUUGCUCUUCUUCAGCUGUUGCAAUUGACGCCGCAUGCAAAUCUCUGCAGGCCGGAGACUGUUCAGCGGCUCUAGCAGGAGGUGUUUCCCUAUACACUAGUCCAUACUUCUACGAAAAUUUGGGGGCCGCGUCAUUUUUAAGUCCGACCGGCGCUACAAAGCCGUUUGAUGCGGAAGCCGAUGGAUAUUGUAGAGGAGAAGGUGUGGGAAUAGUUGUGUUAAAACGAUUGGAGAAUGCGAUUACAGAUGGUGACCCUAUAUUAGGAGUCAUUGCUGGAUCUGCUGUGAAUCAGAGUAUGAAUUCAACGAGUAUCACGGUGCCAAAUUUGGAAUCUCAGUCUGUGUUGUUUGAAAAGGUAGCAGCACUUGCAGGCUCCAGUCCAUCGGAAUUCACAUAUGUCGAAGCUCAUGGGACAGGUACUCCUGUCGGAGAUCCAAUAGAAAUAAAUGCAAUCCGCAAAGUAUUUGGCGGAGCACACCGAUCGAUACCAUUACAUGUGGCAUCGGUAAAAGGCAAUAUUGGUCAUCUGGAAGGUGCCUCAGGUGUUGCAUCAUUAAUCAAGGUCCUUCUAAUGAUGAAGCACAAAUCGAUACCAAAACAAGCGAACCACUUGUCCUUGAAUCCAAAAAUAAGAGCUUUAGAACCAGACAAAAUUAAAAUUCCGCUCCAGACAACACCAUGGGAAGCUGAUCUCCGUAUUGCCAGCAUCAACAACUAUGGUGCAUCUGGGAGCAACGCAUCUAUAGUCGUGGUUGAACCACCGUCCCAAGCGUUCAAGCCUUGUCUUCUCAACGGCCCAGAGAGUUUGCCUAUUACAGCUAAAUAUCCUAUCAGGGUAUCUGCAAAUUGUCCACGAAAUUUGGCAGCCUAUUGCGAUCGUCUGAAAGCCCAAAUUCCCCAACUCUGUCAGAAUUCUAUUACUUUGCGUGAUCUCUCUUAUGGCCUAGCAGAAACUCAGAACUGGAAUUUCUCCAACAUUUUCACGGCGGCAGUCUCGGACCUUAGCGAACUAGACAACGCGCUGAUAAAUAUAGCGGAAGGCUGCUUAAUCGUCCCUCAGAAGGUUAAGCCGGUGAUAUUGUGCUUCGGUGGACAGACAAGUGCUGCAGCUUCCGUGGAUCGAAAUCUAUACAAUCAAUCAACACUCUUCCGUCGUCAUGUCGAUCAUUGUGAUGAGGUUCUGCGGUCCCUAGGAAGGAACUCCAUAUUCCCUAGCAUCUUCGACUCCAGUCCUGAUCCCAGCACAAUGAAUCUUCACUCUAAAUUGUUCGUCCUGCAAUACAGCGCUGCUAAGAUGUGGCUAGAUUCCGGUAUCCAAAUUAGCGCGAUGAUCGGCCAUAGCUUUGGACAAUUGACAGCGUUAACAGUUGCAGGGUCUCUCUCUCUGGAGGAUGGAUUGAAGCUUGUUGUUGGUCGCGCUGAAUUGGUCGAGAAGUUGUGGGGCCAUGAUAAUGGUUCUAUGUUGGCUGUCGAAACAGAUCGAGAUACUCUGGAUAAGUUUAUUGACUUGAUGAGAAAGCAAGGACCCAAAUUUGAAGUCGAGGUUGCUUGUUACAACGGUCCGACAAGCUUUGUGUUGGUCGGUACCCAUCUCGCUAUUGCGAAGGUCGAAGAAACCCUUAAAAAUAAUGCAGUGGAGUUUUCGUCACUCAAAGCAAGGAAAUUGGAUGUUACCCAUGGAUAUCACUCCGCAUUGACCGAUGCUAUUCUACCUGAGUACAUGCAAAUUAUGAAAGGUUUGAAAUUCAGCGAACCCAAGAUUCACGUCGAAACAUGCUCUGAAAAUGAUGCAUGGUUACUUCCUAGUCCCGAACUGGUUGUCGAACACACGAGAACAGGAGUCUACUUUGGCAAUGCAGUUGAACGGAUUAAUCAAAGACUCGGUUGUUGCACAUGGUUAGACGUUGGUUCUGGGUCAGCCAUCACCAAAAUGGCUAGGAGAGCGCUCAAGUCGGGAAAAACAUCCAGUGUUCAGUUACACCAGUUCUUGGAUAUCAAACUAGACAACGAAAGAGUCUUAGAUCAAUUGACAAAUACGACUCUUGAACUUUGGAAAUCUGGGAGUAAAGUCCACUUUUGGCUUCAUCAUCGUUGCGAGAAAGACAGCUACAAAAGAAUUGAUCUGCCUCCUUACCAAUUUGAGAAGGCACGUCAUUGGUUGGAAUGGAAAGAAGCUCAGACCGCCAUACCUCUACCGUCAAUACCGAAAGACUAUUCCAUUAAUCGACCAAAUUCCAUGCUAUCAUUUGUAAAGUUCCAUGACAAAGAUAGGAGUCAUAUUGAAUUUCGGAUCAACGUACAGGAGCAAGGAUAUCAAAAAUUUAUUACCGGUCAUGCAGUUCUUGGGCAACCUCUUUGCCCUGCCCCUCUCUACAUGGAACUUGCAUCCUCUGCGAUUCUAAUUCUUGAAAACUACAAAUUAUAUCAAGACGCUCCUAUGCUUCCCCAAGUACAAGACCUUGAGAUCAAAGCUCCUUUGGGUAAAGCACUUGAUAAAUCAGUGGCCUUAAUAAUUCUCAAAGCAGAUGGCGAAUCUUGGCUAUUCGAGUUUUCAAGCCAAAGUCCGACAAUCAGGAGAAACUCAUCUCAGCCAGUGAUACAUGCUACUGGUAAGAUAUUACUACGAGAUACUUUCCCAACAAGCACUUUACGAACGGAAAGAUUGAUACCACAUACUCGCCUCACGGCUAUCCAAUCAGAUGCCAAGGCGAAAAAGCUUCAAGGAAGGCAGGUAUAUGACAGGUUUUCUCGGGCAGUAACAUAUUCCGAAAUGUAUAAAGGUGUAAGGGAUGUCUAUGCAAGGGACCACGAAAUUGUCGGAAAAGUUAGGUUGCCAAAAGAGAGUCAGCUCUUCGGCUUAGGACGCAAGACCAUAAUUGACCCAAUUGCUUUGGACAACUUCAUUCAAAUAGCCGGUCUCCAUGUCAAUUGUCUUAUUCCCAUCAACGAUAAUGAAGUCAACGUCUGUGUAAAGAUAUCUGAUCUCGAAUUUCACAAAGAAUUGAGUGCAUCAGAUGGACAUUCCGGGUGGACGGUCUUUUCAACAUAUUCGACAAUUGGACCAAGAGAAGUAGAGAAUGAUAUCUAUGUCUUCGACUCAAAGAGCCAUAAGCUGGUUUUAACGAUUUUUGGCGCCAUGUUCAUGAGAGUCAAUAUUAAUUCGUUAACCAAGACAUUAUCCAAAGCAAAUGCUCGCAGCACUAUUGUCAUUGAUGAACCUCGGAUCACAUUUGAUGAUUUGGAGGCAGAAAAAUUGAAAGUCUCGACACUUAUGGAAGACGAAGGCUACAGAUCCAUGAAUAAUACGAUAAUUCACUCCGAGGAAGAAGAUAAUGAAGAAAUAUCACCAAUACCAGCAGGUCCCAAUCCAAUUUCUCGGCUGAAACAAUUAUUGAUAGAGCAUUUAGAUCUCCCCGAGGGUAGUGUGAAGCCAGAAAUGAAUCUAGUAGAUGAAGGAUUAGAUUCUUUGCUGGCUAUCGAGCUUGGCAACGAUAUCAGUAAAACUUUUGGUGUAGGAAAUAUCGCACUGGAUGAGUUUCAGACUUUCGGGGAGCUUUGUAUUGCUGUAUUUGGAAAAGGUGUAAAACCAGUCAAGGCGGAUAUAAAAAAGAACAAUAUUGAUGUCAAGGCCCUGACUUCAAGUCUGAAAAAAAUCGAGGACCCUAUCAUGAUUGGGAAAUUUGCAACCGAAACCUUGUUUCUGGAAGAUUCAUCUUUCCUCAAAGGAUCGCAGUUAGCAUUUGACAAAGGUCGCCGUGAGUUUGAUGCGUUUGCGAAGAAGACAGGUUUCAAUGAUUUUUGGGAGAAAGUUUAUCCUUUGCAGAAGAAACUAGUCCUAUCUUAUGUUGUGGAGGCCUUUGUUAAGCUCGGGUGUCUCAUUCCAUCGAUGGUUCCCGGUGAAGUUCUUUCGUCGAUCGAUUUCCUACCAAAACAUCAAAAAUUAGUGUCGCAGUUGCACAACAUAUUGGAAGAUGGCGAUUUGAUAAAGAGUGGUGGAGGAAGAUUUCUGCGAACUAACGUUCCCGUCGACACUACUCCAUCUUCUCAACUGUAUGAAGAAAUUUUGACAGAAGCACCAUUCUUCCACCUCGAACACCGUGUUCUCCACGUCACCGGCUCCAAUCUUGCAGAUUGUCUUACAGGGAAAGCAGAUCCCGUACAACUCCUCUUCGGAAAAAGAGAGAACAAAACGCUUCUGGAAGAAUGGUACGCGACCGCUCCAGCCCCAGCGGCCAUCACAGCUCAUCUCACACAUUUCCUUCACCAAGCUCUGUCCGUCCAUUCCGGGAUCGUUAAGAUUCUUGAAAUCGGUGGUGGAACUGGAGGAACAACAAAACACAUGAUAGAUUUUCUCACUUCCAAUGACAUUCCUUUCGAAUACACAUUCUCCGACAUCUCCCCCAUGUUUGUUAAUGCUGCCAAGAAAAAAUUCUCAAAAUAUCCAAAUGUCACUGUUACAACUUUAGAUAUCGAAAAGCCUGUCUCUGAAAAUAUGCAGAGCAAGUUUCACAUAGUUUUAUCCACGAACUGUAUUCAUGCCACCAAAGACAUCUCAAAUUCCACAGCACAUAUCCGCGAUAUGCUCCUGCCUAACGGCUUCUGCUCACUAGUCGAAUUCACCCGUAACAUAUUCUGGUUUGAUUUGGUAUUUGGACUCCUAGACGGCUGGUGGUUUUUCGAAGACGGGCGAACCCAUGUUUUGGCCGAUGAAUGGUUUUGGGAAUCGAGUAUGAAAGCAGCUGGAUUCGGACAUGUUUCGUGGACACAUAGUUCUAGUGCUGAAUCGCGGACUGUCAGGAUUAUUACAGGAUUUCUUGAGCCCCCCGAGCGUACGAGUUUUGUUCCCAAGAGGCCGAGGAAAAGUUUCAAGUACGAAUCGCUGGAGUAUAAGAUUACUGGGGAGUGUAAACUUUUUGCGGAUGUUUAUUAUGAUUCUAGUGCUGCGAAGAAUGACAUUAAGAGACCUGUUGCUCUUAUGAUCCACGGUGGAGGCCAUACCUUAUACAGCCGAAAGGAUGUUAAUCUAAAGCACAUUCGACUGCUCCAAGACAACGGAUUUAUCCCAGUCAGCAUUGACUAUCGAUUUAUACCCGAGGUACCACUCCGCGAAGGAGCUAUGUCCGAUGUUUGUGAUGCUCUGGCAUGGGCCCGGAAUACAUUACCAUCCAUCAGUCUAGAAAAUUGUCCUCAACAAAAGGUAGACGGCAGUAGAGUAGUUGUACUUGGAUGGUCUACCGGUGGUACACUCGCCAUGUCUAGCGCCUUUACAUCUCUCGAACAAGGGACUCAACCACCCGAAGCUAUUCUAGCAUUUUACUGUCCUACGAAUUAUGACGAUGAAUGGUGGAAAACUCCCAUUUUCCCAAAAAUGUCCAUUUCCGAUCCUUCAACACCUUAUAAUCUUCUCGAGGGCGUACAGAACACCCCGGUUACAAGUUAUACGCCCACAACCAGCACUGGAGCUUCGACUCAAUUGUUUUCUCUACAAGAUCCGCGCACCCGCUUUAUUUUACAUAUGAACUGGCGCGCACAAGCAUUACCAAUCUUGAUCAACGGUCUCCCAUCGCUUUCCACCUCUCAAACAACUUCUUCUUCCUCUCUCCCCAUCACCUUCUAUGAAAACCUCCCCAUGCCCUCACCUAGUCAAAUUGCACGCAUAUCACCCUACUCCCAUAUAGUCUCUUCACACUACAAGACCCCAACAUUCCUGAUCCAUGGUACAGAAGAUGAUUUAAUUCCUUGGCAACAAAGUCAAAAGACAUAUGAGGCACUAAAAGAAAGGGGAGUUGAGGCAGGCAUUGAGAUUUUAGAGGGAUCGGGACAUCUUUUUGAUUUAACUAGGGAUAGGGGUGGUGAUGAGGCGGUUAGAGUGGUUGAGAAGGGAGUGGAAUUUUUAAAGAGAUUUGUGUAAGGAUUUUCAAGUGAACAAGGUGGAAUAUCGAUGGGAGGGUCCGGGGCUGUAACUGAAUGGAUUGAGAUGAUGAUCGGUGACGGGGUUGUUUGUAUUUGUUAUUCACGAAGUUUAUCAUGAUACCAACCACAGGCGAGUUAACUUUGAUGAAUAGAUUUCAUUGCUACCUACUAGUUUCCUGAUUGUACAUGCUGGGUACCAUCUUCCACACAUUGCAGAUGGUUCUCUACUUUCAAUGAUUAUAUACAUGUGCAUGUUUCAAAGUUUCUAGACGUCACCAAAAUGAUAAUCA
Molecule: messenger RNA, 8135 nt
Organism: Botrytis cinerea B05.10
Lineage: Eukaryota; Fungi; Ascomycota; Leotiomycetes; Helotiales; Sclerotiniaceae
Gene: Bcpks18
Product: Bcpks18
Exons: 5
Coding region: 245-7843 (2532 amino acids)
Biological process (GO): secondary metabolite biosynthetic process; fatty acid biosynthetic process; proteolysis
Molecular function (GO): serine-type peptidase activity; fatty acid synthase activity
Source: RefSeq, a predicted model, not a curated record